GCAAACUACCACAUACAUGAUGUUCCGUUUUAGCUGCGUCUGGUGAAUCAAUACUAGCACACACGAAAGGAAUGGAAAUCGCGGAACCUCUUGUGCAAGCUGCCACGCGCCUGGCGGAGAGCUGUACAUUGCUUGCUAUCGGCUACAACCUACGCCAGGCCGGCGUGCUGCGGGCGAGCGAUGGCGAGACCGCGCUCAAAUUGGUGACCACGCUGACGCUGCCGUCAGCCAUCCUCCAGGUCUUGGCCAACGGCCCGCCUCUGGGCGGCGGCACGCUGUCGCUGUUGGGCGUGGCGGCGGUGUGCAUGGGCGCGCAGGUGGCGGCGGCCUGGCUGCACUCGCUGCACCGCUCCAAGCGCGAGCGGGCGGUGCUCGCCGGCGCCUCCACCGGCCUGGCCCUGUCACAGCUGGGCUACCCCCUGGUCGACUGCUUCCUGGGCGCGGGCGGCGGCGCGGCGGGAGCGGGAGUGGGAGCGGGCGUGGGAGCGGGAGCGGCGGCGGCGGCGCUGCAGUGUGUGGCGAUCGUGGAUGUGCUGAACCACGUCGCAGUGUGGCUGGGCUCCUACCUUCUGUCCGCGGGCGCGGGCCCCGCCUUCCCCGACAGCUUCAAGCACGAGGACGGUGGUGACUACCGCGGGCAGUGGCGGGGGCUGAAGAAGGAGGGGCUGGGCGUGUACACCUACGCCAGCGGCGCUCGCUAUGAGGGCGAGUGGCGCAACAACCUCAAGGAGGGCCGCGGCGUCUACUACUUCCCAAAGGGCGGCGUGUACGAGGGCGAGUUCGCAAACGGCCUCAUGAACGGCCUGGGCGUGAGGACACUGAGCAGCGGCCAGGUCAAGUCGGGGCGCUGGCGGGACGGCGCACUGGACAUGCCGCUGGAGCUGUGGCAGGUGGCGUUGGCGGCUGACGGCGCGGCAACAGUGGCGAACGCGGCCCGCAGGGUGGAGGUGGGCGGCGGGCGGCCGCGGGAUGCGCUGCUGCGGCUGGCGGUGCAGCCCACAGCCUGGGCGCUGGCGGCGGGCGUUGCCCUCAACCUGAUGCGGGUGCCGCUGCCUACCUCGUUGCACCUGGUCACGGCCCCCCUAGCCGCCGCCAACACGCCGUUGUCGCUGGUGGCGGCGGGGGCGGUGAUGGCGGCGCCGGUGGCGGCGCUGGCGGCGGCGUGGAACUCUCGGCAGACGGCGCUGAUGCAGCAGCUCCCCGACGUGGCUCGCCUGCUGGGCCCCCGCCUGCUCGUGCCGCUCACAGUGGGCCUGGCGCUGGCAGCCACCCUCGCCCUCACAGCGGCUACUGCCACUGCCACCGCUACUGCUACAGCUGCUGCACCAGCCGCUGCUGUUGCUGCUACAGCCACCGCGGUCGCCGCGGCAGCGGCGGGCGCAGUCGCCGAGGCGGCGGCGGCGGCGGCGCCAGCCGCCGCCGCCGCCGCUGCUACUGCUACAGCCGCCGCUGCUGCUGGGCCGGCGGUGGAGCAGUCGGUGCUACUGCCACUGGCGGCGAUGGUGAUUGCGCUGCUGGCGCCGGUGGCGCCGCAAGGCUUGGAGAACGCGCGUCGGUUCCGCCUGUCGGAGGCUGCUGCCUCCAGCAUCGCAGCCGCCUCCUACACCGUGUGUGUGCCGCUGAUGCUGGCGGCAGGCUUCGCAGCCUGCGCCGCCGGCCUGGCGCCGCCAGUGGAGGCGGCGGCGGCGCCGGCGGCGGCGCUGGCGAGCGCCGCCGCGGUUGCGGACCCACGGCCGCUGGUCGUGUUUACGGCGGCGGCGACGGCGGCGGUGGCGGGCGCCGUACGGCAGGUGCUGCGGGUGGCGGGCGGGGAGGAGGAGGAAGAAGGGGCGGAGGAGGUGGGCGGCGCGGGGCGGGCGGGGGGUGGUGCCGGCGGCGGCGGCGGCGCGGCGGGCAGCCGGGCGGGCGGCGGCACGGCGCCGGCGGGCGACAUGAGCGGCCGCGUGUACAUGGUGUAUGCGGGACCGCCACCGCCGGCGGCGCCGUCGUCACCGGAGACAGCCGGGAGCGGCGGCGGCAGCAGCAGCAGCAGCAGUAGCAGCAGCAAUGGCGGCAACGGCCACGGCAGUAGUGGCGUCAAUGGCAGUAGCAACGGCGGAGGCAACGGCUCGGCGGUCUCGGACUCGGGGGCGGGGGCGGGGGCGGGCGGUCAGCAGCAGGGCGGCCGCACCGGGCCGUCCGCAUCGGCCGGGCCGGGGCCGGGCUCGGCGGGCGGUAGUGGCAGCAGCAGCGGCAGCGGCAGUAGCAGCGGCGGAGCAGGCGGCAGCGAGGGCAGCGGCAGCAGCGGCGGUGGCUCGGAGGGUGGCAGCAGCAGUGGCAGUAGCAGCGGGCGGGCGCGGCCGCCGCCGCCGCGGGCUGUAGCAGGCGGCGGCCAGCAGCCGGAGGGGCCGAUGGGGGCAGCGUCGCGCUGCUGCCACCCGCUAGCGGGGCUGCGGCGAGCCGGCUGUAGCAGCAGCAGCGGCAGUAGCAGCAGCGCCGCCGCUGGCGGCUUUGCCGGCAGUAGCACAAGCGGUGGCGUGGGGGGCUGUAGCAUGCGCGGCGCGGCGCGGUCGGCUUGGGGUACGGGCACGGGAGCGCUGGGGGGGAGAGCGGCGCUGGUGGUGGGGAGAGCGGUGGCGGCGGGGGGCUGUGGGUUGGGGGUGGGGUUGGUGGGCGGCGGCCGCGUGUCGGCUGUAGCAGCUGCAGCUGCAGCGGGUGUGGCAGGCCGCCUGGGGUCACGGCGGCGAGUUGCUGCUAUGGGUUCUCGGCUGCAGGGGCUGGCGGCGUGCUGAGUUACUUAUUUGUCGGAUUUCUUGAAGCGCAGAGGCGAAGCACAGAGGCGACGGAACAAAUAUGUACGCUGGGCCCUGCUGGGCUAGGCACUGGCAGAUGCGGCAUUGGCUUCCAGGAAGCAGCCCUGGUCUACGUAAGCAUUAGUUCCGCAACACUCGUCAAUAACAGCCAGGGCUGUAAUCCGUAACAACA
This is a messenger RNA of Chlamydomonas reinhardtii, 2964 nucleotides long. RefSeq lists its product as uncharacterized. Lineage: Eukaryota; Viridiplantae; Chlorophyta; Chlorophyceae; Chlamydomonadales; Chlamydomonadaceae. The transcript is spliced from 12 exons. The record is from RefSeq and is a predicted model, not a curated record. Bases 72 to 2771 code for a protein of 899 amino acids.